AUGUCCAGUGACCUGAGAUCAAAGUUUGAAUUAGAACCAAAUCCAUUUGAAAGAUCAUUUGCAACAAAAGAUUCAUCAUUAUCAUUAAGUACUACUGGUCAACAAUCAAGAAAUGAAUCAGCUUCAGAAAUUGAAACUAUUGGUAAUAGUUCAAAUCAUUCAAAUAAUCAUCAUAUAAAUAAUAAUCAAAUCAAUAAUAAUAAUAAUAAUAAUAAUAAUACUAAUGGUAUAAGUAAUAAAAAUAAUUCAUCAUAUGUAAAUUUACAACAAGAUCAUCUUCAUAAUAAUCAACAACAACUUCAGCCACAUGUUCAAUCAUUAAUCCCAUCAAAUAAUAAUAAUAAUAAUAAUAAUACGCAACAAAAAUUACCUGGAAUAACACCUCCUCUAUUUACACCAGGUGGAAGAAGAUUACCUCCAAUUGAUCAAACUUCAAAUCCUGGAACUCCUACAACAAAUUUAUGGAAUAGUUUAAUUAAUGUAUCAAAUAAUCAACAACAAAAUCAAUUACCUCAUAAUGGCAAUAACAUUAAUAAUCAGCAACAACAACAACAACAAAAUUAUAAUCAAUUUAUAUCAUCAAUAAGAAAAACAGGUUUAACUCCAAAUGAAUCAAAUUUAAGAUCUGGUUUAACUCCUGGAGGUUUUAAUUUUAAUGUACCAGGUUUAUCAACUCCUAGUGCUUUAUUAAAUGGUCCAAUAACUCCAGGUUUAUCAAGUUUAUUGGGAUUGACAACUGGAAGUAAUCCAUUAAUGAUGAAUUUAAAUAAUACAGGUGUAAGUAAUCAACAACUUCCUAUACACCCACAACCACCAACACUACCACAACAACAUUCUCAACCACAACCACAAUCACAAUCACAAGUACAACCACAAGUACCACAACAAAUGCAAUUUCAACAAAUUCCUCCUCAAUCUCAUCAUCAACUGGUUUCGUCAUCUAAUCAUUCAAUAAAUUCUAAUCAACAAAUACCAUCAAUACAACAACCUGCAAUAUCAAAAGAUCAAUCUCCACUAGAACAAUCUAAACCAAAUACACAAUCACCAAAUCAAACUGAACUACAGCCAUCCGAUAAAAGUAAAACAUCAAAUACAGAUGAAAAUAAACCGAAUGGAAAAACCACCAAGAAAAGAAAAACUUCUAAUAAUAAAACACCAACCACCACCAAAAAACCAAGAGUAAAUAAAUCCAAAAAAUCUAAAACAAAUACAGAGCAAGUGGAGAAAGAACAACUAGAUAAAGAUAUUAAAGACGAAGACGUUACUGCAACUCACACCACUACCCCUACAACCAAUAAUAUCACCAAUAAUGAGGUUAACGACGACGAUGAUGAUAAUGAAGAAUCAAAAGAAAAUAAACCUAAAAUGAAUAAAAGAAAAUCAUCAAAUGAUGAAGAAAAACGAAAAAACUUUUUAGAAAGAAAUAGAGUAGCAGCUUCAAAAUGUAGACAAAGGAAAAAACAAUUAAUACAAAAAAUGGAAGAUGAAUUAAAUUUUUAUUCAAAUGGUUAUAGAGAAUCAAGUGCACAAGUUGCUCAAUUAAGAUCUCAAUUAAUAAAUAUAAAAAAUAUAUUAAUUGCUCAUAAGAGUUGUCCAACUUUAGCUCAAUAUUGUGGAGGAUUUGAUAAUUUAUCUAAUAUUAUACAAGAAGCAAAUUUUGCAACUGAAGUAACUGAGAAUGCACAACAAAAUAUAAGUUCAAUUCCAUCAACAAUUCCAACAACUUUAAAUCAAUUAUAA
Messenger RNA from Lodderomyces jiufengensis, 1740 nucleotides. It is a transcript of the gene SKO1, whose product is annotated as Sko1p. Bases 1 to 1740 code for a protein of 579 amino acids. Gene Ontology annotation, molecular function: RNA polymerase II cis-regulatory region sequence-specific DNA binding; DNA-binding transcription factor activity, RNA polymerase II-specific. Lineage: Eukaryota; Fungi; Ascomycota; Pichiomycetes; Serinales; Debaryomycetaceae. The transcript is spliced from 2 exons. The record is from RefSeq and is a predicted model, not a curated record. Gene Ontology annotation, biological process: regulation of transcription by RNA polymerase II.